Messenger RNA from Guyanagaster necrorhizus, 924 nucleotides. RefSeq lists its product as uncharacterized. NCBI's taxonomy places the organism in Eukaryota, Fungi, Basidiomycota, Agaricomycetes, Agaricales, Physalacriaceae. Bases 1 to 924 code for a protein of 307 amino acids. The record is from RefSeq and is a predicted model, not a curated record. The transcript has 3 exons.
AUGCCCUAUGGAUGGCUCAAGAGACCAGAAAUUUCAGAGAUCAUGUCAGUACACAGUAGGAGCACUAACCACAGAACAGAGGCCGAUAAUGACCUCUACUUCAAUGAUGACAGCGAUGAGCAUGACUGGUGGCAAGCUGCUGCUAUCGAGGCUGACCAGCUGGAGCACCACACAGCUAGCAAACACAAUGAGCUGACAAUGCCAUCCUGGUCCUCUCCUGAGAGGAUCAAGUUCGAUGUCCCAGUAACGUUUCUGAGUACCUCAAGGAGCAGGCAUAGGUCAAUAAUGAAAUCACAAAAGAGAACACCCUCUUUGGAUGCUAUCUUCAUGCCCAGAAGAGGAAAUGACAAAAAGGUUUGGAAGGGAGAGGAACUAGUAUGCUCAUUGGAACUACUACCAACAGUAUACCUGACUCUCUAUUCUGGGAACCUGCCACUCCUGCCAGCAAGCCUGACCCCUGAACAGGGACCAAUACCAUUGCAGAGACUGACGAUAUUCCCAUCUGAGAAGAUAGAAUAUCAGCAGACCACAGGACAGUCAGAGGGGAUGAUGAAGGCAUUGAUCCCACAGGUGACAUUAGAAGGUUCUUCAAUAGAGAUUUCACCACCCUUUUCCUCAACCCCCAAUUUUAUUGAAACUUCCAUUGGUAUUGCAGAGCAAUGGCAGCAGCAACAGAGGAAGGAGAUGAGAAAGAGCAGCAGGGGCAGCCUGAGCAGCAGCCUUCUUCUCAACCUGGAUCCAAUGAUGCCAGACCCAGCAUGCAGCCCCAGCAUGGCCAUUCCAGAGGUCUAUGACCUGCAUGACAGUUCUCUCCUUGAGGGAGACAUGGACAGCAAGACUACCAGUGGGGACACAGAUGAUGAGGGAGAGGAGGAUCAUGAUGAGGAAGUUGAAGAUCCCCCAACUGACUGGAUCAGUUUAUAG